GUGCCGCAGGCUGCUGAGAACCAGCCUUCGACCUCUGCUUGAGGGCCCUUCCUCUGAAGACAUCACCAGUGUGUGGAGCCUGCCCCACACCCACCCCCUGCCAAACCACGGCCUUUACCUGUGUCUUCCGGUGUUUCCCGUGCGACCCAUCCUGUGGGAGUGCCUCGUGGGCAGCCCCGGAGUUCACUCCACACUCAGCGGCGCCAAUGGUGAAGAUGACAAGAUCCAAGACUUUCCAGGCAUAUCUGCCCUCCUGCCACCGGACCUACAGCUGUAUUCACUGCAGAGCUCAUUUGGCCAAUCAUGAUGAACUGAUUUCCAAGUCGUUCCAAGGAAGUCAAGGACGAGCAUACCUCUUUAACUCAGUAGUGAACGUGGGCUGCGGGCCUGCAGAAGAGCGAGUGUUGCUAACAGGACUGCAUGCAGUCGCAGACAUUUACUGUGAAAACUGCAAAACCACUCUGGGCUGGAAAUACGAACAUGCUUUUGAAAGCAGCCAGAAAUAUAAAGAAGGCAAAUACAUCAUUGAAUUAGCACACAUGAUCAAAGACAAUGGCUGGGACUGAUUGAACAGCAUUGACCCAACCCAGUGUCCACGUGAACGCCAUCCAACUGAACAUUCUACCCAAGCGUGAGAGAGUGACUGAACACUUGGUUCCAUCCAUGUAGGGGCCUUGCCAUCUGGGGCAUCCUCCCACCCUGACGCCAUCUUUCUGGUGACUGGCCUCUAAAUUACUGUCUCUCUGUCUCUUUGCUUUGUAUCUGUUUGUGAGUUGAUCCUGGCUUCUCUCUCUGUUCUAGUGUUGGCUGAAAACAAAACAACAAAAGGAACAGAUCCUUGACCGCAUGGCGGCAGCCCACCUUGAUAAGGGCCCCAGGGGCCAUCCACGAGCUGCCUGAUGGCUUCUUGUCUGGAGAGCAGUGGCAUAGGGGUGUGAGGAAGAGGGAAAAGGGAACCCUUCAGGACUUGGGGGUAGGCAGGGGGUGGGAGGGUGGAGUUAGGAAUUACAUUGCACUGCUCCUGGAGACGUGGUAACUUAGGCUUGAAAUAAUUGAGUUGUCUAAAAGGACAAAGAAAAAAAAAUACCUCAUGACUGAAUUCUCUCUAAUGAGAAGUAUCUGUUCCUGACACCAGUUGUGCCAGGUUAGCAACUGAGCACAAGAAGUGGCCCAAAUUCAAGCUGGUGAGGCAAGGGCCUGAUUGUCUUAGAUUGAGUUGAAGAGUGUCCCAGAAGCAUUGAGUGUCUCGGGAAAGCCUGGGUGGGUUUUGGUAACUCUGGUGCCUCACUUGGCCUCUGGGUAUCAUCUUCAUUGCCUCUUUAGCACCCGUAGGUGAGGGGAGAAGAGCCUGCCAUUUGCAGUAGAUGCAAGAUCCAGAUAUUCCAAAGGCUUUAGUCAGCAACCAAGUAAAAUCAAGGAUUGAGAAGAGCAGGGAACAUAGGGAGAGUUCAUGAAGAAAUGACUCAGCUAUUGAGCCAGAAAAAUAAACAGUAGAACCAGUUAGCAAUUCUGUCUUUCUUUCUGACCCUUAAUAAGAGAAAUACGGCGAAGGGUGGGGAUUGAGUAGAAAUAGUGCCAGGAGUUGCUUAGAUUUGAACCAGUAUAGGUUAGGUGCCUCUUUUCUCUUCAGAUAUGCAGUGGCUUCAGUGGGAUCAGCAAUUCUUUGUUCUUAAGAGUUUUCGAUUUUUUCCCCCAGUUCUGCCAUGGUGGACUGUGGGAAAUGAAGGCCCAAGGCCUUUGAGUUUAGUGAUAAUCUGGCUGGUAGAUUCCUCAUGCCCCUAGUUGUUCUCCUAGGACCCGAAUGUCUUGUAUGGAGGGAAAUCCUGUCAGCAUGGUCCAGCAAUGGGGCAGGUUACAGAUUCCAUUAUUACCCCUGGCCCAGCACCUCUGCACCAAACUUCAUUAUGUCAGGAAGUACGGAACAGCUGUUUGUAAGGCUCAUGAAAAGAAGAGGAGUUUGUUACAUUUAAUUAACACUGUGAAGUCUACCCUAGAGCAAUUCAGCCAGUACACGGUGCAUGAUCAAAACUCCCUUAAUGGAGUUCACUUCAUUUCCUAGACUAAAAAUAUUGCUGUUAAGCUAUGUGUGUGCAUUAGGUGAUUCUCAGCAUCUCAUUCUCUAAGUACACUGAUCUAUAGGAAAACUCACCCUAAAGUCUCACAGAAGAGUUCAUAGAAGUAAGAAUCUAUAAAAUUGGUUAACCAAAAUGAAAAGCAGCCAACCCAGGACAUUUUCAGAAUGUAGCAGAACCAAAUUGUUAUGGGGAGCGAGUCCAUGGUAGAAGUGUCCUUUUUUGUCUCCAUGUGCUGAUUGCAGAAAGGGGGGACCUGAGAUGGGCAUGGUCCUGCCCUACCAGUGGUGAGUGGCAGGACUACAGGGAAGCAGGGUAGCUCUAGUUUAGCAGUGGAUUGCCUCUGUAUGAUGAAAGGAUUCUUAGAAGUCAAAUUUUGUUCCCCAAGCCUUUUUGUCCAAAUAUUUCCGAUGCUAUAGUAGCCCUGGGAGAUCAAGAACAUUGUUUCCCCCCAUUUUACUGCAGGGCAUACUGAAGUUCAGAAAUAUUUAAUUUCUGCUCUCAGGAAAAACAGUUCCUCUGGCUCCUAGGCCCAAAUUCUCAAUAAAAAAACAUUUUUCAACUUUCACAUUCCUAAACUGGCUUGCCAGAACAAAAAGUAAUGAUUUCCCCUCUCUAUUCCUCCUGAAGGAAGGGACUUUUAUUUAUGAAUUUUGAAUAGAUUUUUUGCUUAGGAAAUAUCCUGGCUAAUGCUAAGUCCUAUCCAUAAGAAGAAAAUGGGGGAUGGGGAGCAAAUAUGGGUUGACAUUCAUCUUUAAAACUAAAAAAUAGAAUGUGGUGACAUAGAAACCAGACAUGGGAAAACCUGGAAUUUUCAGAGGACAGAGGAGGAGACCAGUAUACCACUGUUCUUUGAGAUGGGGUCUUUGACUGUUGUGUGCACUGAGUAGGCUCCAGUCAGACCCUGGUUUUAGUUUUUAUCCAUUAUCCAUUGGGCAUCCAGUGGGUGCAUAGUACCAUACCUGGUAUGAGAGAGUUGAAUAGAGUAUUGGUUUUCCCAUAACUAGAGGGGAAACAACAACAACUCAUUAUUAGUUUUCCCUUUGUGUCGAUGAAACCGAAAGUGCUUCUUAUAAUGUUAGCGCCAUCCAUGGCUUGUCUAUCUGACAUUUAGCAGUAUGGGAGAGGCCAUAGCUGAGCGAUGGAGAUGUAUCAACUCAUGGCCUCAAACGAAUCAUCUUUUAAUUUUCUCACCAAAUUAUUGACUCAGAGCAUAACCAAAGACCUCAUCCGUUCACCCUUGGUAGGUUCAGGGAAUUGGAGUUUGUUGAUGAAGCUUGGGUAGGGAGUAGGGAAGAGAUAGGGAGAUGUAAGAAAGGGAAAGGCAUGGAGUUGUAUACCUCAGCCAGCAGCUGCCUUCAUUUUGAACUGAAGUCCAGCCGGCAGACUCUGUAGUUCCAUCUCCCCUGUGCCACCACUGAAGGUUGUACAGCCUUGGCCCCCCCUGGAGUAUACACAGACCCCCAGGAUAUAGUCUCAGGCUACUGAUGGGUUGAUUUGACAUGAACCAAAUACAGCCAAACUUGAUGCCCACAGGUUGUCAGCUGGGCCUGACUGAGUACUGCCCCACCUCCUAUGACAGUAAGAUCACGUAGGUAGGAUAGAGUACAUUUUUACAGGUGGAUCAGUGUGUGCAAAAGAGAUGUCCCUUUAUAAAGAGAUUUUCGAGUGGAUAUAUAGAAAAGAAACAGUUGCUUGUAAAAUAUACUUUUGUAAAUAAUAUUUAAUUUUUUAAAUAAUAUAUUUGGUGCUGUUUUCUCAGAUCCCCUGAGAGCACUUUUUAUUUUCAUUUUAAAUUCUAUGAUUUCCUCUGCAUUUCUUGAAACAUAUUUUAAGGGAAACAGUGAUCACCAAUAUACUUUUUUUAAAAUGAGCUCUGUUACUUUAAUCUGGAUCAAGGCUUUAAAGCAAUGCAUUUUUUCCCCAAUGGAAUAGGCUCUGCAGUACAUUACAAGGUUGAGAAUGAAAAACCUUUCUAGCAUCAGUAUUGGCUUAAAAAGAAAAAAAGUAAAAUUAGUAUUAACAACAUAGAGUGAUUCCUUUUGUUGGAAGAAUUCCCAACAAAUUAGAAUCUCGUUUUUAAUGUGUGUGUGUGUGUGUGUGUGUGUGUGUGUGUGUGUGAAAGCACUUUGGAUUGUGCCUCCUAUUUUCUUUUUUAUUGGGGACACUAUAACUACAGUUUACACCUUGGGCGCAUAGUUUUUCUUCUCUCUGGUUGUUUUUGUUUCUCAGUGGACCAAUAGCACAAACCGCAAGGAUUUUUUCUCCCCGAGCAUGGCGCUGUUGCCAGAUUGCUCCUUUUUCUCUCUGUGCUCAAUUCUCAUAGACUAUAGAGGAAAUCCGCAAAGACGAAGCAGAGUCAAAUCUGUGCUGUGAUGUGAGCGUGUGAAUCAUGUAUCCCACGGUUCUGUUGACUUAGAAGCCACAUCGUGUUAAACAUGAACAGGUUUGGGUUAAAAAACAUUAAUAAAAUAAUGCACAUACCUUGUAGGUACAGUUUUU
Tupaia belangeri chinensis (Chinese tree shrew) is the source of this 4574-nucleotide messenger RNA. RefSeq names its product yippee like 2 (gene YPEL2). NCBI's taxonomy places the organism in Eukaryota, Metazoa, Chordata, Mammalia, Scandentia, Tupaiidae. The transcript has 4 exons. Bases 207 to 566 code for a protein of 119 amino acids. The record is from RefSeq and is a predicted model, not a curated record.